Molecule: messenger RNA, 1767 nt
Organism: Zychaea mexicana
Lineage: Eukaryota; Fungi; Mucoromycota; Mucoromycetes; Mucorales; Lichtheimiaceae
Product: histidyl-tRNA synthetase
Exons: 9
Coding region: 47-1690 (547 amino acids)
Biological process (GO): histidyl-tRNA aminoacylation; mitochondrial translation
Cellular component (GO): mitochondrion; cytoplasm
Molecular function (GO): ATP binding; histidine-tRNA ligase activity
Source: RefSeq, a predicted model, not a curated record
UCUCUUUCCCCCUUUUUUAGCCCAACUAAAAAGAAAAAACUCCACCAUGGCUGAAGACCGUAAAGCGAGUUUGGCUUUGUCCAUUCGUGCACAAGAAGAUAAAAUUAAACAGCUCAAGACCAACAAUGCCGAAUCGACUGAUAUUGAUGCUGAAAUCGCUGUCUUGAAGGGCUUGAAGCAGGAACUGGACGCCUUGUCUGGUGGCGACAAGAAGAAAAAGGGCAAGGCUGGCAAGAAUGCUUUUACCCUGAAAACCGCAAAGGGUACCAAAGACCACAACGACAAGGAAAUGGCCAUUCGUGAAAAGGUGUUUUCCACCAUCAGCAAGGUGUUCAAGAAGCACGGUGCUGUCACUAUUGACACGCCCGUGUUUGAACUUAAGGAAAUUCUUGCUGGCAAAUACGGUGAAGAUAGUAAAUUGAUCUACGAUUUGGCAGAUCAGGGUGGCGAAGAAUGCUCGCUCCGUUACGAUUUGACGGUCCCAUUUGCUCGUUUCCUUGCAAUGAACGGCAAAGAAUACCAAAACUUCAAGCGAUACCACAUUGCCAAGGUCUACCGUCGUGAUCAGCCUGCGAUGACCAAGGGUCGUAUGCGAGAAUUCUAUCAAUGUGAUUUCGAUAUUGCUGGCACCUAUGACUCGAUGAUCGCAGACUCUGAAAUUUUGAAAAUUUUGACUGAGGCACUGGAUGCAUUGGAUGUCGGCCAAUAUACCGUCAAGCUCAACCACAGAAAGAUUUUGGAUGGUAUUUUCGAAGUCUGUGGUGUGCCUGAAGAAAAGAUCCGUCCUAUUUCAUCCGCUGUCGACAAGCUUGAUAAGUCGCCAUGGGAAGACGUCAAGAAGGAAAUGACCGAAGAAAAGGGAUUGCCCGAGGAAGUCGCAGACAAGAUUGGUGAAUACGUCAAAUUGAAGGGUGGUAGAGAUCUGUUGGAGAAGCUUAAUGCUGAUGAGGCUUUGAGCAACAAUGCGAGCGCAAAACAAGGUCUUGCAGAUAUGGGUCUUUUGUUCGACUAUAUGGACAUCUUUGAUAUCACCAAGAAGAUGUCGUUCGAUAUGAGCUUGGCUCGUGGUCUCGACUAUUAUACCGGCAUCAUUUAUGAAGCCGUUACUGAAAAAUCUGCUCCUCCAGCUGUUACUGAAGGCAAGAAGCCCAAGACCAAGCCCAACUCGGACGAAUUAGACGAGUCGACUGUUGGCGUUGGCUCUAUCGCUGCUGGUGGUCGUUAUGACAACUUGGUUGGCAUGUUCUCUGGUGUCAACAAAAAGGGACAACCCAACUUGCAAAUCCCCUGUGUUGGUGUUUCCAUCGGUGUUGAACGUGUCUUUUCAAUCUUGAUGUCCAAGCAAAAGGCUGAAGAGAUCAAGUCGAACGAGACCGAAGUGUAUGUUAUUGCUGUCGGUGACGGUUUACUCAAGGAACGUAUGGAGAUUGCCAACGAAUUAUGGAAGAACGAUGUCAAGGCUUCUUUCUUGUUCAAGAAUAAGCCCAAGUUGGAUAAGCAGUGGGCUGCUUGUGAAAAGGAUCAUAUUCCUUUGGCUGUCAUUAUCGGUCGGGAUGAAUUGGAUAAGGGUGAAAUCCGUAUCAAGGAUAUGCGAAGCAAGGAUGAUAGCCAGGGCAGCGGUGCUACGGUCAAGCGUACCGAUAUGGUUCAAGAACUCAAGGGCCGUUUGGCUCAGAUCUAUAACCAGUAAAGGGGUGCUUUUGUUAAAUUCAUGAAGCACAAUCUCUGUAUCUAAAAUAAAAUAUAAUCACAGUAAUUUAGCAAGCG